UGACCUCACAUCCUGUCAACACGCUGGGUUUGGUUGGUCCUCCAUCUUGGCUGUGGCUAGCGGACUGUCUAGCAGAGAGUCUCUCCGAAGAGGAGAGGCUGAACAAACGCAACCGCUGCACAGCCAAAGGAAGCAGGACUCCCCUUCAGAACUGACCCGAACUUCAGACCAGCAAGCAGACCUGGACCCGCCCUGGUCCCAGAAUCACACACAGACCCGGUUCUGCCGGGCUGCCACAGGCUAGCCGGCUAACUUAGCCAGCGAAGAGGAACUGUUGCUUCGGUUUAGUUUGGAUCUAUGUCUGUUAAAAACAGCCGGACAAGAAGCCGUGUCAAACCGAGUCGGGCCAGAAAAGAAGGAUCCAGGACUGAGACCAGUGAUGCCGGGUGAUAGUCUGCUCAGAUAAACCAAACCUAAAGUUACACCAGCCCGCAGACAGUCCUCCAAGUUUAGGCAGGUGUUCCGGGGCGUACAGGCGGCUUCAUGACCGAACGUCCCUCACACUGACCCGGGUAACAUGUCCACCAGGACCCCCCUGCCCACUGUCAACGAGCGGGACGCCGAAAACCAUACCUCAGUGGACGAUGGGAGCGGUCAGGUGUCGUCCCGCUCCGUGCGCUCCGCUCGCUGUAAAAACCUGUCGACUGCCACAGACGAAACGCCGCACGUGGGAAACUACCGACUGCUGAAAACCAUCGGAAAGGGAAACUUCGCUAAAGUGAAGCUGGCUCGACACGUCCUGACAGGACGAGAGGUGGCGAUCAAAAUCAUUGAUAAGACCCAGCUGAACCCCAGCAGCCUGCAGAAGCUCUUCAGAGAAGUCAGAAUAAUGAAGAUCUUAAAUCACCCAAACAUCGUGAAGCUGUUUGAGGUGAUAGAGACAGAGAAGACUCUGUACCUGGUGAUGGAGUACGCCAGUGGAGGUGAAGUGUUUGACUACCUCGUAGCUCAUGGGAGGAUGAAGGAGAAGGAGGCCAGAGCUAAAUUUAGACAGAUUGUGUCUGCAGUACAGUACUGCCAUCAGAAGCACAUAGUUCACCGUGACCUUAAGGCAGAGAACCUCCUCCUCGAUGCUGACAUGAAUAUUAAAAUAGCAGACUUUGGAUUCAGUAAUGAGUUCACUGUCGGUGGGAAAUUGGACACUUUCUGUGGUUCUCCUCCAUACGCUGCUCCUGAGCUCUUCCAGGGUAAGAAGUAUGACGGUCCUGAGGUGGAUGUGUGGAGUCUGGGUGUGAUCCUCUACACUCUGGUCAGCGGAUCUCUGCCGUUUGACGGGCAGAACCUUAAGGAGCUGAGAGAGCGAGUGCUGCGUGGGAAAUACCGCAUUCCCUUCUACAUGUCGACUGACUGUGAGAACCUGCUGAAACGUUUCCUGGUGCUGAACCCUGGGAAGAGAGGGACUCUGGAGCAAAUCAUGAAGGACCGCUGGAUCAACACUGGCUCGGAUGAGGUGGAGCUGAAACCCUUCAUCGAGCCGGAGCUGGACAUCAGAGACCAGAAGAGGAUGGACAUGAUGGUGGAGAUGGGUUACUCCAGAGAGGAGAUUAAUGAUUCGCUCACCAAGAUGAAGUAUGACGACAUCACAGCCACCUACCUGCUGCUGGGACGCAAGGCUGCUGAGGUGGAGGCGAGUGACUCUUCGUCCUCGAGCAGCGUCUCUCUGCUCAGACCUCGUCCGUCCAGCAGCAGCCAGUCUCCUGCUCACCUCCUCAACCAGCGCUCCUCCUCCUCUAAACAGAGGAGGUACAGCGAACAAGUGUGUCCGGCUUCCUCUGCUGCUCCUCAUCCCCGGAGGAGUCAGACGGCGGCGUCAGCAGAAGGGGAGGUGAAACAGGAGCUGGGGGGUCAGAACAAGAAGUCCAGUCCUGUGGAUGGAGGAAGUCCUCUACUGGGAAAUGCCAACAACCCCAACAUGGCUGACAUCCCUGAGCGGAGAAAGACGCCGGCUACGCCCCCCGUGAGUUCACAUGUCAGACAGGUGAACACAGGGUGUGCAUCGUCCAGCAUGACGAGGAGGAACACGUAUGUGUGCAGCGACAGGAACUCGACAGACCACCGACACUCUGCGCUCCAGAACGGCAAAGAGAACAGCUCAACCACCACCACCCCUCAGAGGUCAGUGGGCGGAGCCUCCACCCACAGCGUCAGCAGUGGAUCGACUCCGCCCGACCGUCUGCGAUUCCCUCGGGGGACGGCGAGUCGCAGCACCUUCCACGGAGGCCAGCUGAGAGAGAGACACACCGCCACCUACAACGGCCCCCCUGCCUCGCCCAGCCUGUCGCACGACGCCACACCUCUCACCCAAUCACGUGCCAGAGGAUCCACCAACCUGUUCUCUAAACUCACCUCCAAACUCACACGCAGAGGUGUGUCAGAGGUUGAGAGGAAUGGAAGACCUGAGGGGUCCAGUCGGAAUGUAUCAUGUGAUCAGAGGGAGGAUCCCAGUUCUCCAGCUGCUCCUCCACUGAAGGAGGCGAAGCCCCGCUCCCUGAGGUUCACCUGGAGCAUGAAGACCACGUCGUCCAUGGAGCCUCAUGACAUGAUGAGGGAGAUCAGGAAAGUCCUGGACGCCAACAACUGUGACUACGAGCAGCGCGAGAACUUCCUGCUGCUCUGUGUCCAUGGAGACGGACACGCCGACAGCCUCGUCCAAUGGGAGAUGGAGGUGUGCAAACUGCCCCGCCUCUCGCUCAACGGAGUCCGCUUCAAACGGAUCUCAGGAACGUCCAUCGCCUUCAAGAACAUUGCAUCCAAAAUCGCCAACGAACUCAAGCUGUAAACAGGUAGAGAGAUGGGUCAGAGAGAGACAGACAAACAGACAGGUGGGAGAGAGACAGAGAGAGAGACGGGUAGAAACAGAGCGACAGCAGGAGGUAAACAUGUUACUGAUGAUGUCACUGUCAUGUCUGUCAUUAAAGCGCUGUUGUCUGUCUGUCUGUCUGUGUGGGGUUUCCUGCCCCCAGCAGCAGGGGCUGCUCACACUUCUACAUGACUGCUGCAGAGGAUCAUGUGACCUUGAGUCCAGUGUUAUGAAGAGAACACAGGAGCUGAUGUACGUUACUUUUAUUCUGAAAGACUGAGCUGCAGGUGUUUGACCCAGCCCGUGUGUGACUCUUCCAGUUGGUGGGCAGUGGGUGGAGCCAUGAGGUGGCUGUGGAUGUAAAUAAUUUGUCAGACACAAAUGGUUUUCAUGUUGAUUUGUUUCCUCUUUUGUACAUGUGAGCAGUCAGCUGAUUGACAGCUGAUCAGCAGCUGACUGCUGCUGUUGUUGUUUGUUAACUGAACCUCAGGUUCGUUUGUGUCUCAUUAAACGCCUUGAACGCA
Scatophagus argus is the source of this 3324-nucleotide messenger RNA. RefSeq names its product MAP/microtubule affinity-regulating kinase 3-like. Bases 518 to 2779 code for a protein of 753 amino acids. NCBI's taxonomy places the organism in Eukaryota, Metazoa, Chordata, Actinopteri, Scatophagidae. The transcript has 18 exons. Gene Ontology annotation, cellular component: cytoplasm; plasma membrane. Gene Ontology annotation, molecular function: protein serine/threonine kinase activity; ATP binding. The record is from RefSeq and is a predicted model, not a curated record. Gene Ontology annotation, biological process: intracellular signal transduction; protein phosphorylation.